Molecule: messenger RNA, 1671 nt
Organism: Knipowitschia caucasica
Lineage: Eukaryota; Metazoa; Chordata; Actinopteri; Gobiiformes; Gobiidae
Source: the annotation of a GenBank genome assembly
AUGCCCCCCCUGCCGUCUGUCAACCCCACUGGCCCCCGCCCGGCCUCCUUCUCCACCACAGCGUUGACCAACGGAAACCACCAUUCUCCGCCAACAUUGAACGCAGUGCCAUCCCCACCUCAGCGCUAUAGCAACGGUCCAUCCUCUUCCUCUUCCUCGUCCCUGGCCAACCAGCAGCUGCCUGCCACCUGCGGGGCGCGCCAGCUGAGCAAACUCAAGCGCUUCCUGACCACGCUGCAGCAGUUUGGCAACGACAUAUCCCCCGAGAUCGGAGACAGUGUCCGCAACCUCGUGCUGGCCCUCGUGAAUUCAACUGUGACCAUUGAAGAGUUCCAUUCGAGACUCCAGGAAGCCACAAACUUCCCAUUAAGGCCUUUUGUUAUCCCUUUUCUCAAGGCCAAUCUCCCGCUGCUGCAGAGAGAGCUCCUCCACUGUGCGCGGGCAGCCAAGCAGACCCCAGCCCAGUACUUGUCCCAGCAUGAGCAUAUCCUCCUCAGCACCACCCUGGCCUCGUCUCCAGACUCCUCGGAGCUGCUCAUGGAGCCCCCGGAGCCGGCCCCCAAGAGACCCAGCCCUACGCGAGUCAAAGAAAACGGUUUCCACGACCGUCCGCCCCCUUCCUCGCUGGAGCCCGCCGCCAAGCGCAUCUGCACCAUCAGCCCGGCUCCCCGCCAUAGCCCCGCCCACCCGCCACUGCCUCUCAGCUCGCAGCUCCACCCCACGCCCCCGCCGCUGCAGCACUACGCCCUAGACGACAUCGCGGCGCCGCACAUCCUCCACCGCGAGCACAGCCAACGGAUGCUGGAGAUCCGUGAACUCAAGGACCGGCCCAGACUGCCCGGCACUAACGGAGCCUACCGCGAGGAGCCAGUGGACCACCGGCUUACAGACCGCGAGUGGGCCGACGAGUGGAGACAUCUGGAUCAUGUGUUGAAUUGUAUUGUGGACAUGGUGGAGAAGACGCGGAGGUCGGUGGCGGUUCUUCGACGCUGUCAGGAGUCGGACCGAGAGGAGCUGAACUACUGGAGGCGGAGGUCCAGUGAGCAGGAAGACCCCCGGAAAGGAGGCUCAGGAUCGGCACCUUUCUCCAAAGCUCACAGUCCACACACAGACUCCGACUCACCGCGUGACUUGCUCGCCCCACGUCAAGGCUCAGCGUACGUCACGGAUGAGAUAUGGAGGAAAGCUGAGGAGGCCGUCAACGAGGUGAAGCGCCAGGCCAUGGACGAGGUGCAGAAAGCGGUAGCCGAGGCCGAACAGAAAGCCUUCGAGAUGAUCGCAACCGAGCGGGCAAAAAUGGAGAAGACUCUGGUGGAAGCCAAGAGGAAAGCCCAGGAAGACGCCAUCCUGGUCAUCAACGAGCAGGAGGACUCCAGCGAGUGCUGCUGGAACUGCGGCCGGAAAGCCAGCGAGACGUGCAGCGGUUGCAACGCCGCCCGAUACUGCGGCUCCUUCUGCCAGCACAAGGACUGGGAGCGCCACCACCUCAUCUGCAGCCCGGGCCUCCAAGCUCAGCCCAAACCCACCACCACCUCCUCCUCGGCCCCGCUAAGCACCUCCGCGGUCAAGACUCUCACCAGCCUCCCCGCCACCUCCAGCCCGGCCGCGGACAAACCCAGCUCCAGGUCUUCCACGCCCUCCACCCCGAAACACGAAACGAACGGACACUAA